AUGGAAAAUAACGUAACGACAGAAAACACAACUCAAAAAACCCGUAAGAGUCGUACAAAGAAAUUAUUAACGGAAUUUGCUGAAAACACUACAGCUCAUGGCUUCGCCCAGAUACCAUUAACAAAAAGUACCUGGAUUAAGUUAUUUUGGUUGUUUGCAAUCAUUGCUUGCCAAAUAGGUUCUUUCUUUCAAAUGAAACCUUUAAUAUUGCGAUACAUAAAGAAACCUGUCAUCACAAAAGUGUACCAUACUACUAAUACUGUACUGCAGUUUCCCGUCGUUACCAUUUGCAAUAUGAAUCCUAUCAGAAAACAAGAGGCUGAUGCAUUAUUUAAUGGCAACUUUAAUGUACCUAAGGCAAGUGACGUAAAAAACAAUAUUACUGAGCCAUCAUUCUCCGCAAGUGUGCAAAUGUAUGAAAUUGCAACAGGAGAAGGAAUAAAUACAGAAAACAAACGUAUAAUACUUUCCAAUUUAAGUUACGAAUUAGGAAAUAAAAUUUUUAAGUAUGGACAUCAAUUUAAAGAUAUCGUUGAAAGUUGCACUUGGAUAUUUUAUUACGACUGCAUGAAUUCACGUUUCUGGAAACAAUAUUGGCAUUGGAAGUUUGGCAAUUGUUUUUCUUUUAACAGUGGUUAUACUCAAGAUAACACAAUUAUUCCUCCGUUGAUGAUUUCUGAAGCAAAUAUUCUUCGGCUGUUAAUGUUAAAGUUUAAUAUAAAUGUAGAAGAAUAUUAUUCGCCUCUGACAGAAGAUGCUGGCAUACUUCUUCAUGUUGGUGACCAGGAUAGCGCAAAAAGUUUAUCUGACGUCCACUAUCUAUCUCCUGGCUUUUCAUAUCUUAUUACCAUGGAAAAAUACAAAAGGAAAAGGGCUGAUCCGUUUAAAAAUAACACUUGCAUCAAGCACUAUGAAACUGAUUUGGGGAAACAACCAAACAAUGAUCAAAGAGUGAUCAAGAAAUACUCCAGACAAAUGUGCAUGGAAAUUUGCGCUACUGAAACUACAAUAAACAAGUGCAGCUGCUCGCCAUAUUGGAUGCCUUCCUUGAACAGCAGUAGGCGGUGUGGUUUCAAGGAUAAACAAUGCGUUUCUGCUGUAAACCAUGAGUUUAUAACCAACAACUUGACAUGUCUCAGUGCAUGCCGGUUACCUUGUGAAGAAACAAAGUAUGGUUUAAGCAUAUCAUCGGCCAAGUUUCAUUUGAAUGAAAAUGCAACGGUGGAAAAAAAUAAAUUGACAGCUUUAUUUUCUUUCAAAAAGCCUGAAACAGUUGUCAUGGAAGAUGAAGAACACUACAUGAUUGAGAAUUUAUUAAGCGACAUUGGUGGACAACUUGGGUUAUGGUCUGGCAUUUCAGUAUUGACUUUAGUUGAGGUAAUAUUUUUCCUUGCAUACAGUGUGCACAUUUUCACUGAAAGGAAAGUAAUAGAAAGCUAAUUCAACGGAAAGUAUGACAUCUUCAUGAUGACUAUAUAAUAACUAUCUUUUGUGUUAUAUGUUAUAACACAGAAUAUAGAUCAAAACAAAUUAAUGAUUUUUUAUAUCCUCUAAGAAUAUGCAAGUGAUUGGAAAGCACACGACGCUUAAGUUUGAGUCAAGUAUCACGCAUGUUUUAUUAUUCAGAACGGAAUAAUGCAAAGCUUUACAUACUCACAGAAAACAAAAUAACAGAAUCGAUCUGUGUUUAGACAUUCUUUCAUACUGCUAUGGUUGUAUAAUUGUAAUUUUAAUUCACCCAUCUUAAUUGUAAUUUCAAUUCACCCAUCUUUAAUAAUUUGCAUAAGUAUGCAGAAAACAUGUUGUCAUUUUUUAGCAGAAUAAGUUCCUGUUAAAGUUCUAAAAAAUUGCAAGUGCACGGGAAUGUGUGCUUAGUACAUGUAAACCAUGUCGCACAUCCGAGUGGAUUGCUUAAGUGCG
Hydractinia symbiolongicarpus is the source of this 1920-nucleotide messenger RNA. Its product is annotated as degenerin mec-10-like. Gene Ontology annotation, biological process: sodium ion transmembrane transport. Gene Ontology annotation, molecular function: ligand-gated sodium channel activity. The coding region runs from base 1 to 1440 and encodes 479 amino acids. Gene Ontology annotation, cellular component: membrane. The transcript has a single exon. The record is from RefSeq and is a predicted model, not a curated record. NCBI's taxonomy places the organism in Eukaryota, Metazoa, Cnidaria, Hydrozoa, Anthoathecata, Hydractiniidae.